GGCGAAAUUAAAAACCCUAGACCAAACUCGUCUCUGCUUCCCGCUGUCUGUCUCUCAAAGAUCACAAUCUGCCGUUGUUACUACGAGUUUGGUUGCGUAGAGAUGGUGUGGUUUCAGUGCGAGGAUUGCGGCGACAACCUCAAGAAACCCAAGCUGCCAAAUCACUUCAGAACUUGUUCCGCUACCAAGUUGUCUUGCAUCGAUUGUGGACAAACCUUUGGGCAGGAAAGCGUACAAGGCCAUACUCAAUGUAUCACAGAAGCGGAAAAAUAUGGUCCCAAGGGGCAAGGUGCAGCCAUGAGUGUCACCACCCCCAAGUCCAACAAGGAUUCGAAACAGCAACCUGAUUUUGAUAUCCUCGUUGGAUUGUCUGAGCGACCUCCCUGGUUUUGCAGUCUUUGCAAUACCAAGGCAACUAGUAAACAGACUUUGCUGCUUCAUGCAGAAGGAAAGAAGCACAAAGCAAAAGCCCGUGGGUUUCAUGCUGCAAAAAAACAAUCUAAUCAGACAGAGGAAACUGUUCCAGAUCAAAAGCCUACUGCUGUUGACACUCCCAAAUGCGAAGGUGCUGAAAAUGGACAUGUUGGGGCCGAGAAAUCUCAAGAUCAGCUUGAAGCCAAAAGUGAACUUGGAAAGUUGGAAGAAGAAAAUGGUGCUUCACACACGAAGAAAAAGAGGAAACGAGAUGCUGUGGAUGGUGCUUCAACAGAAAAGACUAGAGAUGAUGAUCCAAGUAGAGGUAAUGGGGAGGUUAUUCAGGCAACCAAAGCUGAGAUUGAGCCAAUAAAGGAUGAGGCCAUAGCAUCCAAACCUCUGAAAGAAGAUUUGAAAAUGAAGAUUAAGUGGAAAAAGCUGAUAACGUCAAUUUUGAAAUCUAAUCCUGAUGGUGUUCUUAAGUUGUCAAAACUAAGAAAACUUACCUUGAAGUCUAUUCGUGAAUCCGGUGUUACAGAAGAUGAAACCAAACUUAUUGGGAUGCUCGAGCAAAAGAUCAAUUCAAGUUCAAAAUUUGCCGUUGAGAAGAAAUAUGUUCGGCUAGCAGCUAAAGCUUGAGCUAAUCACCAUCUUUAUAGCCAUUGCAAAUCAGAUUUUCGCCAAUUGCUUAGUUCCCCCAUUUUUGUCUUGAGAGUUGUAGAUGGCUGAUUUGCCAAAGGCAAGUUAAUAGACGAUUUCAUUGAGUUGGGGUGCAAUCUGCAACGUUUAUAGGAUUAUAUUUUAUGGGAAGAGACGGUAUUAUUCUUGUGGUGUCAACUGAAUCAAGCUCAUUACACUAGGUUGCUGCAAUCCAUUCAAUGAAAAGAGAAAGGAGAAGAAAAAGAUAGGGACAAUGAGUCAUCUUGUUCUUUCAGUUUGGCAUUGUAGAACAAACGUUAAAUUUCCUAGUUGGGGUCCCUCUGUUCUCCUACUCUUUGAUAUAACAUUAUUAUUAUUCCUAAAGGAUGUUCUUUUUUUUUUUU
Molecule: messenger RNA, 1457 nt
Organism: Cucumis melo (muskmelon)
Lineage: Eukaryota; Viridiplantae; Streptophyta; Magnoliopsida; Cucurbitales; Cucurbitaceae
Product: UBP1-associated proteins 1C
Exons: 6
Coding region: 103-1053 (316 amino acids)
Biological process (GO): negative regulation of transcription by RNA polymerase II; rRNA processing
Cellular component (GO): nucleolus
Molecular function (GO): zinc ion binding; DNA binding
Source: RefSeq, a predicted model, not a curated record